UCAUAUCUCUCACAACAAAAUCAUCAUCCACACAUCUGUAAUUUCUCCUUCUCUCUCUAGAAACGUCAAUUAAACUCAUUUUCUCUCUCCUAAAAAGAGCUCAACAAAAAUGUCAGGCCGUGGAAAGGGAGGCAAGGGUUUGGGAAAGGGAGGAGCGAAGCGUCACAGGAAAGUUUUGAGGGAUAACAUCCAGGGAAUCACCAAGCCUGCCAUUCGUCGUCUUGCUAGAAGAGGUGGUGUGAAGCGUAUCAGCGGUCUGAUCUACGAAGAGACCCGUGGUGUCCUCAAGAUCUUUUUGGAGAACGUCAUUCGUGAUGCUGUCACCUAUACUGAGCACGCCAGGAGGAAGACUGUCACCGCUAUGGAUGUCGUCUAUGCCCUCAAGAGGCAAGGAAGAACUCUCUACGGUUUCGGCGGUUAAUUUCGGAAUUCUAGGGUUUCUGGUGAUGUUUUGGGGGAAAUGUGGUUGUUAGUAGGUAUGUUUGGGCUGAUAAUGAAAUUAGGGAUUAGAAUUUGUAGAUCUACUUGUCUUUAGUAGUACGAGUUUGGUGGCUUAGGAAUCUAGUGGUGGUGUUCUUGUGUAAUUGCUGGCUGUGAUUUCAAUGAAAUGAAUAUCUCGUUCAAUCUAA
Messenger RNA from Spinacia oleracea (spinach), 629 nucleotides. RefSeq names its product histone H4. The coding region runs from base 110 to 421 and encodes 103 amino acids. The record is from RefSeq and is a predicted model, not a curated record. Gene Ontology annotation, molecular function: DNA binding; structural constituent of chromatin; protein heterodimerization activity. The transcript has a single exon. Gene Ontology annotation, cellular component: nucleosome. Lineage: Eukaryota; Viridiplantae; Streptophyta; Magnoliopsida; Caryophyllales; Amaranthaceae.